ACCUUCCCAGCAGCGGAGCGAGCAGUCUCGCUUCUCCUUUUGUGUCGCUCUUGUGCGUGCCUUUUGCGCGCGGAAGGAUGACGGAGCGUAGCAAGUACACCAAUUAUCGCUACUCCAGUUACAUGCAGGACGGUGUCGCGGUUCUGAAGAUCGGGCCCGAUGUGGGACCCGCGAAGCCCGCAGAUGAAUGCAAACUGAUGAGCAAUAACGGGAACAAUAACACCCUGUACUCCGUCAAGUAUGAGUUCACCCCGCGGGCGAACUUGCCGAACGCUCCCAACACGCAGGGACGCUCGAAUUGUCCGCAAAAUAAACCGCUAUACAACGACAAAGCUGUACGAACGACGAAGAACUUCAUUGGGAAACCCUACUAUAACUUGGGCGAGAAGGGAUCCGGUUUCCGGCCGCGGGGCGAAGUUCAGGACUUCAGCGUACUGAGACGGGAGUGCCUGGCAUCGGGAAGGCUCUUCGAGGACCCCGAGUUCCCGGCGAACGACUCGUCGCUGUACUUCUCCCGCAGACCGGACAGAUACAUAGAAUGGAAGCGACCGAUGGAAAUCGCGGACAAUCCUCAGUUCUUCGUGGAGGGCUUCUCGAGAUUCGACGUUCAGCAGGGAGAGUUGGGAGACUGCUGGCUGCUAGCUGCCGUAGCGAAUCUGACCAUGCACCCGAACUUGUUUUUCCAAGUGGUGCCCGAAGACCAGAGCUUCGAUGAGAAUUACGCUGGGAUCUUUCACUUCAGGUUCUGGCAGUACGGUCGAUGGGUCGACGUAGUGAUCGACGAUCGGUUGCCCACUUUCCGCGGGGAAUUAAUGUACCUUCACUCGGCCGAGAACGACGAAUUCUGGAGUGCCCUUCUCGAGAAAGCGUAUGCGAAACUUCAUGGUUCCUAUGAGGCGUUAAAGGGCGGGACGACCUGCGAGGCCAUGGAGGAUUUCACCGGUGGGGUGACGGAAAUGUAUCAAAUGGAUCAAACGCCGCCGAACUUGUUCAACAUUUUGCUGAAAGCCUUUGAGAGAAACUCGUUGUUGGGCUGUUCCAUUGAGCCUGAUCCAAAUGUAGUGGAGGCUGAAACACCCCAGGGACUGAUACGCGGCCACGCAUACAGUGUUACUCGCGUGAAGCACGUGGAAAUUCAGACGCCAAAUCAGAUCGGCACGAUCCCGCUCCUGCGGCUUCGCAAUCCUUGGGGCAACGAGGCGGAAUGGAACGGGCCGUGGAGCGACAAGUCGCCGGAGUGGAGAUUCAUCCCCGAUCACGAGAAGGAGGAGCUCGGCCUGACCUUCGACAUGGACGGCGAGUUUUGGAUGUCGUUCCACGAUUUCGUGCGCCACUUUACCCAGCUUGAAAUCUGUAACUUAAACCCCGACUCCUUGACGAUAGACGAACUCAACGCCGGCAAGAAACGCUGGGAGAUGAGCGUAUUCGAAGGCGAGUGGGUGCGUGGAGUAACGGCAGGCGGUUGCAGGAACUACUUAGAAACCUUCUGGCACAACCCGCAGUAUCGCAUCACGCUGGAAUGUCCGGAUGACGACGAUGACAAGUGUACCGUGAUCGUCGCCUUGAUGCAGAAGAACAGGAGGGCGCAGAAGAGGAUGGGUGCCGAUUGCCUCACUAUCGGAUUCGCGAUAUAUCAUUUAGAAAACCCAGAGAGACUGCCGAAACCGCUGGACAUGAGCUUCUUCAAGUACAAUCCGUCUAUUGGACGUUCGCCGGCAUUUAUCAACUUGCGCGAGGUCACGUGUCGCUUCAAGUUACCACCGGGUGUAUAUUGCAUAGUUCCAAGCACCUUCGACCCGAACGAGGAGGGUGAAUUCUUGCUGAGGAUCUUCUCCGAGAACAAGAACAAUAUGGAGGAAAACGACGAGGAAGUCGGUAUGGGCGAAGUCGAUGACAGAGUGAUUAAUCCUGCGGGUGAUAAAGAGGGAGAAGACGGCGACAACGUUCGCGACGAGCCUGAACAAGACCGCAACAGCGAGAAAGUCCGAGAAUUCUUCAAGAAAUUGGCUGGGGAUGAUUUGGAGGUGGACUGGAUGGAGCUGAAGGAUAUCUUAGACUAUGCCAUGAAAAAAGAGUUACCGCAAGUGGCGCAUCGUAACGAGGCACACGAUCCCGAAACUGUUGAAGGAAAUGGUUCGUUUAUCGACACACUCAUCUCACUGCUGUGCGGCAUUGUUUGUAAAAAUGAACAGUACAAUAAGCCCGUAGAUACUAACGAUAGGGGAUUCAGCAAAGAUAUAUGUCGCAGUAUGGUCGCGAUGUUGGACGCAGAUCAUUCUGGGAAACUUGGCUUUGAAGAAUUCAAGACCCUGUGGAACGACGUUAGAAAGUGGAGAGCAGUCUUCAAACUAUACGAUAGAGACGAAUCGGGAUGUCUAAGUGCGUUCGAGCUGCGACAAGCGUUAAAUAGCGCAGGAUACCGUUUGAACAACCACAUUCUGAACAUCUUGGUACACCGUUACGGUACCAAAGAUGGCAAGAUUACUUUUGACGAUUACAUAAUGUGCGCGGUUAGACUUAAAACGAUGAUCGAUAUUUUUAGAGAGAGAGAUCCAGAUAAAACCAACACGGCUACCUUCACGAUGGAAGAGUGGAUAGAAAAGACGCUCUAUUCAUAAUGAAAUAUAAAGCUUUCGUUUAUUCGCGAUAAUUCGAUUUUACUUUGGGCUCGAGAAUUUUUUUAUAACGCGAUAAUGGGCAAUUGUAUAAUUGCGAUUUUUUAUGAGAGGGGCAACAAAAGAAAAUAUUUUUUAAAUAUAACUUGCAAAGUAACGUGCAUAUAAAUGCAUACGAGGUCUAAUACUCGCUUCAUCAAAUCGAUAUAGUUGUUUAAGGGAAUGUCCAUUUAAAGAUCUGCAGUACAUAUUUAAGAAAGAGUAAAGCUAUAUUUGUAAUAUUCAGUUUGCGAGGAUCAUGUUGAUAUAUUAUUAUAUAUUGUUGUAUGUAUACA
This is a messenger RNA of Ooceraea biroi (clonal raider ant), 2950 nucleotides long. It is a transcript of the gene CalpA, whose product is annotated as calpain A. Gene Ontology annotation, cellular component: cytoplasm. The record is from RefSeq and is a predicted model, not a curated record. Gene Ontology annotation, molecular function: calcium ion binding; calcium-dependent cysteine-type endopeptidase activity. Lineage: Eukaryota; Metazoa; Arthropoda; Insecta; Hymenoptera; Formicidae. Gene Ontology annotation, biological process: proteolysis.